Messenger RNA from Benincasa hispida (wax gourd), 1428 nucleotides. RefSeq lists its product as uncharacterized. NCBI's taxonomy places the organism in Eukaryota, Viridiplantae, Streptophyta, Magnoliopsida, Cucurbitales, Cucurbitaceae. The record is from RefSeq and is a predicted model, not a curated record.
UCUCUAAGUCGAAUUUAAAGGCCUUUUUCCUUCAUUCCUCCAAACUUAUUCCAAAUUCAACUUCGAAGAUCAUCACCAUGGUAAACUUGGUUGCAGCUCAACGCCCACUCUUACAUGCUUUAAUGAAGAUGGCUGGCGUCGUACCUUUCUCCGUCGACAUUGAGCCUGGCACCGUCAUGAACUUCUGGGUCCCUCUCGAGGCUCUCCCUACGACCAAAAAAGACCAGCCCCCGAAACCACCCAAAAAACCUAAAAAGCCUGUUGUUGUCUUGAUUCAUGGAUUUGCAGCUGAAGGUAUCGUCACUUGGCAGUUCCAGGUGGGUGCUCUUUCCAAACAAUACUCUGUCUACGUGCCAGACCUCAUUUUCUUUGGCGGCUCCGUCACCGACAAAGCAGAGCGGUCACCGGCGUUUCAGGCGGAGUGUUUGGCAACAGGGCUGAGGAAGCUCGGGAUUGAGAAAUGCACGGUGGUGGGGUUCAGUUAUGGUGGGAUGGUGGCAUUCAAAUUGGCGGAGCUCAGGCCAGAAUUAGUGGAUGCGAUGGUGGUUUCCGGUUCGAUUUUGGCAAUGACGGAUUCAAUCAGCGGCGAGACAUUGCAAAGAUUAGGGUUUGAGUCCUCGUCGGAGCUGUUACUUCCAACGUCGGUAAAGGGUCUAAAAGCUCUUCUCUCCGUCGCCGCUCAUAAAAAACUCUGGUUUCCUGAUCGACUCCAUAAGGACUUUCUUGAGGUGAUGUUCAAUAACAGGAAAGAUAGAGCAGAGCUCCUUCAAGGCUUAAUUAUCAGUAACAAAGAUACCGUAGUUCCUAAGUUUACUCAGAAGAUACAUCUUUUAUGGGGCGAAAAUGAUCAGAUUUUCAAGGUGGAGCUUGCUCAGAAACUACAAGAAGAACUGGGAGACAAUGCAACAUUUAGAGGCAUACCGAAGGCGGGUCACUUGGUUCACUUGGAACGACCUUGCGUCUACAAUAGGUGUCUCAAGCACUUCCUUGCUACCAUGCAUUCAAAUGCACAAACUAAAUGAGUUGCCAAACAAAUUGGCUUCUUGGUAUUCUGUUUUUCCAUUUUUUCAAAACAACAUUCACAUUUAUGUGUAGAUCAAAUAAUAGCACUUUUUUCAUAGCGAAUGAUUUUUACCAACCUUUAUCAAUUCUUGAUGUUUUGACAAUGAGGAACAAAAAUUGGUAAUCCGUUUUCAUCAAACUUUAUCACUGCUUUUUGGUAAUCAAUUUUUGGACGAUAUCGAUCCAAAUAACAAAUCUCUAAUUGUUAAGAAUAUAUACUAUACUUGAUCUUGGGCAAAAGGCCAAGAAAGGUAUCCACAUAUCUACCUGUAAUAUUGGAAAGUAUAACAACCAAUUUAUUAAAUUACCUGUUGAGGACCCCAAAUUAAUAAAAUGAUUGAGCGACCUCACAAUCUUUACAAGAAA